Messenger RNA from Crotalus tigris (Tiger rattlesnake), 3098 nucleotides. RefSeq names its product olfactory receptor 11H6-like. The record is from RefSeq and is a predicted model, not a curated record. Gene Ontology annotation, molecular function: olfactory receptor activity; G protein-coupled receptor activity. The transcript has 2 exons. Gene Ontology annotation, cellular component: membrane. Gene Ontology annotation, biological process: G protein-coupled receptor signaling pathway. The coding region runs from base 291 to 1256 and encodes 321 amino acids. Lineage: Eukaryota; Metazoa; Chordata; Lepidosauria; Squamata; Viperidae.
UGAAGGCUGAGGAACCAAUCUCUAAAGAAAAGAUCUUUUGGAGACUAAGGAGGCAGAUCCUUUGGGUCACCUUCCCAUGAGAAACCGGAUGUAUAUAAGAGAGAUCCUCAUGCUAUGAUCUAGACUCUUCAUCUUUCGUCUUCCCAUGAAUACUCCCUGCACUAUCUGUCUUCAUGUGCACUGCAGCAUGAAAUGGUGUACUGCAGCCAGUGAGAUACAGGAAGACUCAACAGAAGAAGGGGGUGAGAAUUAACAAGAAAUUAGCUAAAGGGAAGAAAUUGACCAAAUAGAUGGCGACAGCAAAUAGCACCAAAGUCCAGGAAUUCAUUUUGGUGGGCUUUGGAGAUGGGGAGAAGAAACGCUUACUGCUCCUCAUUUUUUUCACUACUCUCUACAUCCUUACUUUGGCUGAGAACAUCAUCGUUAUCACCAUAGUGGUCCUGGACACCAUCUUGGCCCAUCUUCCCAUGUACAUCUUGCUGAGCAACUUCUCCUGGUUAGAGAUGUGUUAUGUGAGCACAACUGUGCCUCGUAUGAUCUUGGACCUGAUCUCACCAAAUGGGACCAUCUCCUUCCAUGCCUGCUUCCUUCAGUACUACAGCUUUGUUAGUCUUGGUUCCACAGAGUGCUUUUUCCUUUCAACCAUGGCCUUGGAUCGCUAUUUGGCUAUCUGCCACCCACUACGCUACCCCUAUAUCAUGUCUCCUCAUUCCUGCUAUGCCCUUGUGGCUAUCUGUUGGAUUCUUGGCUUUUUGUGGAAUCUAAUCCCAGUUGUUAUGAUCUCCAAGUUGGAUUUCUGUGGCCCUAACAUCAUUGAUAAUUUGAUAUGCGAUCCUGGACCCAUCCUUUCCUUGGCUUGCUCUCCACUUGGAAAUAUGCUCCUUCAUUAUCAAUUUGCAAUGAGCUCUCUAGUCAUCAUACUCAACCUGUUCUUUGCUGUGUUAUCCUACAGUGCUGUGGUUCUCACCUUGGUGAAAGCCACUCACCAAAGCGGCAGUAAGAAGGCCUUCUCCACCAUCUCCUUCCAUCUCAUGGUGGUCACCCUUUUCUAUGGUUCCGUAGCAGGGAUGUACAUAUACCCAAGUGCGGAAAACGAGUCGGGUAUCAAAAAUUUAGUUACUGUCUUCUACACUGCCAUUAUACCCUUUCUCAAUCCCAUGAUCUACUGUUGGAGAAAUGAUCAGAUGAAGGAGGCCCUGGACAGGGUACAUAGAAGUAAGGUAGCUUUACUGAGAUUUAACCCAAAUAAAUGUUAGGAAACUAGAAGAAAAUAGCACAAAUAUAACUAAUCAUCCAAUCAGUGAGAUAAACAAGUGUUGUCGCAGUUUGGAAAACAGCAAUAUUGUUUUCUCAUGAAUACCUUAUCCCCGUUUCAUCCAUCUCUUUGCUUUCUUAGUUUCAGUUUUAGUAUAGAUUUUAAUAAUAUUUUGAGGGGCAUCAUGGCUCAGCAGUUAAAGAUGCUGAACUUGACAGUUGGAAAGCUGACAGCCCAGGUUUGAGACUCGAGCACUAUACCACAGAGUGAGCCCCCCGUUUUUGCCCCAGCUCUUGCCCACUUAGCAGUGAAGCAUACAAAUGCAAGUAGAUAAAUAGGUACCAAUUGCAACCAAUACAUGAGACAAAUGUCACGUUAAUUAAAAAACAAGAUCCGCGAACACUGGCUGGCAGUCAAACACCACGAUCCUAAACCCUCAAUGUCUACUCACACCAACACCAAACAGCACCAGUUCAAUCUGAGUAACACAAAAAUCAUUGGCCAUGCUACCACCCGUCACACUCAUGAAUUCAUCGAAGCCUGGCACUCCACAAGCAAUUUCAUCCACAGACACAUUGACUUACAACCAGCCUAAGAACCCAUCAGGAUCCAAAUCAACUACAUAGCCAACCAGAGACAGCAGCAACCCUCAACCAACCCAGGCAAGCCCCCUCUUACCUGCCACCAGUAGUUCACCUCCCAAUGAUCCUGACCUGAGGUAACCUCCCCAUCACAAGACCCAUCACAAGCCCUUCACUGAUGACUCACACCUGGCCCAUCACAAAACUCAUCACAAGACGCUCACAUGACACACCCACACCUGAAGCCCUUAUAAACAUAAGAACACUGAUAUCCCCUAAACUCUACUGAAGGUGUUAGCUAGCCUGGUAACAAAACGUUCAGAAAUCAACCCAUACACUCAGCGAAUGAACCUUCACCCUCAUUCUACACCCAAACUACAGAUAUUUGCCACUAUUGCAAAUAGGUACCACUUUGGCGGGAAGUUAACCGUGUUCUUUGCACCUUAGUGUGUAGUCAUGCUGACCACAUGACCACAGGAAUGUCUUCAGACAACGCAGGCUCCCUCGACUAAGAAACAGAGAUGAGCACUCUCCCACUAGAGUCCAAUGCAAAUGGGGAAACUUUCAUCUUUACCUUUAUAAUAUUUUAAUCUGUGUAGCUUUAAUGUUUUAACGUUCUAAUUAUGUUUUACUUGUUUUAUAACUUGUAAGCCACCCAGAAUCACCUUGUAGGUGAGAUGUGCGACAUAAAAAUGUAAUAAAUAAAUAUUCUUGUGAAAUAUUUUGCAUGGUAUAAUCAUGCAAUGCAAAAUCUUACUGGGAGAUUAAAAACAGGUGUAUUUAUUUAGCUUUUUAGCCAACCUCCCUUUUUUUCAGAACUAUUUCUAUUUCAUGUCGGUCUCUUUUCAUGCAACAUAGUUGCAGCUAAGCUAUAAAAAGUCUGACAGCCAAGUUUCAUUAAUGCUUUUUACAACCCCCCCCCUUUUUUUGCUUUAUCUUGUUGUGUUAUCUCUGAAAGAGGGAAAACUGCUGAUAAAUAAUCUAUGAUACUUGCCUCUUCUCUCAUUCAACUGUCAUUUUCUCUUCCUACAAGAAAUGGAAAAACCUGAGGAUUGUAUAUGUGUGUUUUAAUUAAAUUGUUGUGUAGCUAUGAAAAUGACAGUGUAUUUGAGGUCAAAAGCAAAAUGUACUUAAUGCAAGAUAUAAAAAUACUUUUAAUUAAAUGUGCAAUAUUCAGCCAUGGAUUUCUACAUUUGGUGUUGAUAUUUCAAAAUGCUUGCCUUAUUUUUUUUUAAUGAAUAUAUGAUAUAUAGCCGGAUUAU